This is a messenger RNA of Penicillium riverlandense, 546 nucleotides long. RefSeq names its product Mpv17/PMP22 family protein. Gene Ontology annotation, cellular component: mitochondrion; membrane; cytoplasm. The transcript has 2 exons. NCBI's taxonomy places the organism in Eukaryota, Fungi, Ascomycota, Eurotiomycetes, Eurotiales, Aspergillaceae. Bases 1 to 546 code for a protein of 181 amino acids. The record is from RefSeq and is a predicted model, not a curated record.
AUGGUGAUGAUGGUGUCGGUCUGUGACGACUACUACGACUGUAAAUAUAGAAUCUCUUUCAGCUCAAACUGCUAUUAUGAUUAUGACGCCAUAGAAAAUCCCUGCAAACACAGCCGGAGUGGCAAUAAGUGCCCUGGCGGCGGCGAUGUCCUCGCCCAGCAAGCUGUCGACCGACGCGGUCUAGAGAAGCACGACUUUGGCCGCACGGGGCGCAUGGCUCUCUACGGCGGAGCUAUCUUCGGUCCUGCGGCCACGACCUGGUUCGGCAUUCUCCAGCGUCACGUCGUGCUGAAGGGUACCACCUCUACAACCGUCGCCCGGGUCGCCGCCGACCAGAUGCUGUUUGCGCCCGUCAAUCUCACCUGCUUCCUCUCCUCGAUGGCUAUCAUGGAGGGCAGCGAUCCAGUCGAGAAAUUGCGCAGUGCCUGGCUGCCCAGCUACCAGGCCAAUCUGAUGGUGUGGCCAUUUGUGCAGGGGGCCAACUUUGCCUUUGUGCCCUUGGAACUCCGGGUGUUGGUGGUGAAUGUGGUCAGCUUGGGUGAGUGA